UGUGUGUGUGUGUGUGAUUGAGAGAGAGUGAGUGUUAUAGAGUGUGUGUGUGUGUGUGUGUGUGUGCGCAGAGAGUGUGCUGCAGUGCGCGUUGCGCUUGGCACGAUAUGGGCGAGGUGCAUGUUCGCCUUUGGAUUGCCGGAGACAAAAACACACUGUCCUCAGACGUGGGAGGACAAAUGUGGUGAAAGGAUUACAGGUGCCAUGGCGUCUCCCCUGAGGAGUCUGAUUGAGGAUGACAGCAGGUACCAGAAAUCCUUCCAGCUCUUUCUGGAGCGCUCCUCCGAGCAUCAGUGCAUGCAGGAGUUCAUCCGCAGCAGGCUGCCGGACAUACUGGCCAGCGUUGGAGGUGGAAAGUCCCAUCUAAAUGUCAUUGGAGUUGGAAGCGGAGCCGGUGACAUUGACCUGCAGAUUCUCUCGGAGCUCCGGAUGAAGCACCCAGGGGCGACUGUGGAUAACGAAGUGGUGGAACCCAGCGGCCAGCAGCUACUUCACUACAGAGUUUCGGUGUCACAGAAACAAAAAGAAUUAGAUUACGUCAAGUUCACCUGGAACAAGAUGACUGCCUCCGAGUUUGAGGCAAACUGGAAAGUGAAAAGAACGACAAAGAGAGCCGACUUCAUUCACAUGAUACAGAUGCUGUACUACGUGAAGGAUCCUGGAGCGACCAUCGACUUCUUCCAGAGCCUCCUCGACGAGAACGGGAAGCUUCUCAUCAUCCUGGUGUCUGGGGAGAGCGGUUGGGGAAAGCUGUGGCAGACCUACAAGGACCAGCUCUGUAGCAAGGAAAUAAGUCAGUGCGUGACCACCGGAGACAUCAAGAGCCUCCUGGACUCCAAGGGAGUGAGCUACCGGAGCCACGAGCUGCCGUCCCAAAUGGACAUCACCGAGUGCUUCACCGAAGGGGACGAGAAGGGAGAGCUGCUGCUGGACUUCCUCACCGAGGUGCUGGACUUCAGUAAGACGGCCUCGCCCGAGCUGAAGGCCGGUGUCAUGGAGUGUCUGCGCCACCCGCGCUGCAGCGUCGAGGCCAAUGGCAGAGUUAUGUUUAACAACAACCUCGGAGUGAUAGUCCUAGAUAAACUCUCUUCAAAACUGUUUAUUGGUUAAGUGAAUGUGACGUGCAGUAUAUUGACAAACAGGGUGAUUUUUUCAAAUUCUACAGUACAUGGUGAACUCCAGUGUAUGUGAUUAACACGAUUUAGAUGGCCAGUGUGGCACAAACCUGCACAAACUAAAAUAUCUAGCUUUCUAAAAGCACUUAUUUUAGGUUGACACAGUAUUAUUUAUUAAUUGUAUUAAAUCUUCUUUGAUGGUGCAAAAUGAAAA
Messenger RNA from Scophthalmus maximus (turbot), 1329 nucleotides. RefSeq names its product histamine N-methyltransferase. Bases 121 to 1110 code for a protein of 329 amino acids. Gene Ontology annotation, molecular function: N-methyltransferase activity. The record is from RefSeq and is a predicted model, not a curated record. The transcript is spliced from 8 exons. Lineage: Eukaryota; Metazoa; Chordata; Actinopteri; Pleuronectiformes; Scophthalmidae.